CCACCUGCACGCCUCUUGCAGCACUAGUCAAUCCCUUUCUGCUUUACCUCGCGGCAGCCAGACCCUCGACCAAUUCGUCUCUGCUGAACCUAAUGCCCAUUGUUUGAGAUUGCACAUCACAACUCUAAUAGCUUCCCACGAUGUCCGGACAUCCGCAGGGAGGCCAGUACGACGACGGCUACGGCCAGGCUCCCGGCCACGCCCAGCAGGGCCAGGACGCAUACUACCACGACGACCAGUACGGACAGUAUCAUGAUGACGGCCACGGCCAAUACGCCCAGGGCCAGCACGGCGAUGCCUAUUACGACGAGUCUGCUUAUUACGAUGGCCAGCAGGGCGGUCACUACCAACAGAAUGGCUAUUACGACGAACGAGGCGGCCAGCAAGGCUACCAGGACGAGUACUACUCGGAUCAGUACUACGACCAAGGCGGCGCACAGGACGGUUACGCUCAGAAUGGCCAGCAGCCCCGCCGCCGAGCUCACGACUCCGAGGAAGACUCUGAGACUUUCAGCGACUUCACCAUGCGCUCCGACAUGGCUCGCGCCACCGACAUGGACUACUACGGACGCGGCGACGAACGAUACAACAGCUACGCCGAGGGCAACCGCGGCUACCGUCCUCCUUCAUCUCAAAUCUCGUACGGUGGCAACCGCUCGUCUGGUGCCUCGACGCCCAUUUACGGUAUGGACUACUCCAACGCGCUGCCCGCCGGCCAGCGCUCGCGCGAGCCGUAUCCCGCCUGGACCACCGAAGCUCAGAUUCCUUGCACAAAAGAGGAGAUUGAGGACAUCUUCCUGGAUCUGACUGCCAAGUUCGGUUUCCAGCGCGACAGCAUGCGCAACAUGUACGACCAUCUUAUGACGCUGCUCGAUUCGCGUGCGUCUCGCAUGUCGCCCAACCAGGCCCUCCUGUCGCUCCACGCUGACUACAUUGGUGGCGAGAAUGCCAACUACCGCCGCUGGUACUUUGCCGCCCAUCUCGAUCUCGAUGAUGCGGUUGGUUUCGCCAACAUGAACCUCGGAAAGGCCAACCGCAGGACGCGCAAGGCCCGCAAGGCUGCCAAGGCCAAGGCCGCCGCGGCUGGAGGCGAGGGUAACGAGCAGGAGACGCUCGACGCCUACGAGGGCGACAACAGUCUGGAGGCGGCCGAAUACCGCUGGAAGACGCGCAUGAACCGCAUGUCGCAGCACGACCGUGUGCGCCAGAUUGCCCUGUACCUUUUGUGCUGGGGUGAAGCCAACCAGGUCCGUUUCAUGCCUGAGCUCAUGUGCUUCAUCUUCAAGUGUGCCGAUGACUGGCUCAACUCGCCCGCCGGUCAAGCCCAGACUGAGCCCGUUGAGGAGUUCACCUACCUCAACAACGUCAUCACGCCACUUUACCAGUACUGCCGUGACCAAGGUUACGAGAUCCAAGACGGCAAGUACGUUCGACGUGAGCGUGACCACGCGGCCAUUAUUGGAUACGAUGACAUGAACCAGCUGUUCUGGUACCCCGAGGGUCUGGAGCGCAUCGUGUUCGAAGACAAGUCUCGCAUGGUGGAUCUUCCCCCAGCUGAGCGAUACGUCAAGCUCAAGGACGUCGUCUGGAAGAAGGUCUUUUUCAAGACCUACUACGAGCGCCGUUCGUGGUUCCACAUGAUUGUCAACUUCAACCGUAUCUGGGUCAUCCACUUGUCUGCUUUCUGGUUCUACACUGCCGCCAACUCUCAGCCCGUCUACACCAAGAACUACCAGCAACAACUUGACCAGCAACCAGAGAAGGCUGCCAUUCUGUCUGCCGUCGCCUUGGGAGGUACCAUUGCUUCAUUCAUCCAGAUCGCUGCCACCAUUUGCGAAUGGUGCUACGUGCCGCGCAAGUGGGCUGGUGCCCAGCAUCUGACCAAGCGUCUUCUGUUCCUCCUGCUCGUCUUCGUCGUCAACGUUGCUCCCAGUGUGUACAUCUUCGUCAUGGACAAGCGCACGGGUACGAUUGCCAAUGUUCUCAGUGGUGUGCAGCUGGCUAUUGCCCUCGUCACCUUCAUCUUCUUCUCGAUUAUGCCUCUUGGUGGUCUGUUUGGCAGCUACUUGACGCGCAACUCUCGCAAGUACGUCGCUAGCCAAACGUUUACUGCCAGCUAUCCCCGUCUCACUGGCAACGACAUGUGGAUGUCGUACGGUCUGUGGGUCCUCGUCUUUGCUGCCAAGCUGGCCGAGUCUUACUUCUUCUUGACUCUGUCCAUCAAGGACCCCAUUCGCAUUCUCUCGCACAUGAAGAAGCCGAACUGCUUGGGUGACGCGAUUAUUGGCGACAUUCUCUGCAAGUACCAGCCGCGAAUCCUGCUCGGUCUCAUGUACUUCAUGGACCUGAUUCUCUUCUUCCUGGACUCGUACCUGUGGUACAUUAUCGCCAACAUGUUGUUCUCCGUCUCGCGCUCCUUCUACCUUGGUGUCUCUAUCUGGACUCCCUGGCGAAACAUCUUUUCUCGUCUGCCCAAGCGUAUUUACUCCAAGGUGCUGGCGACGACCGACAUGGAGAUCAAGUACAAGCCCAAGGUGCUCAUCUCGCAGAUCUGGAACGCCGUUGUCAUCUCUAUGUACCGCGAGCAUCUCCUGGCCAUUGACCACGUCCAGAAGCUUCUGUACCACCAGGUUCCCUCUGAGCAAGAAGGCAAGCGUACUCUUCGCGCACCCACGUUUUUCGUGUCCCAGGAAGAUCACUCCUUCAAGACCGAGUUCUUCCCUGCCCAGAGUGAGGCCGAGCGUCGUAUCUCCUUUUUCGCCCAGUCGCUGUCUACUCCAAUUCCGGAGCCUCUCCCAGUCGACAACAUGCCUACCUUCACUGUCCUGAUUCCCCACUACGGUGAAAAGAUUCUGUUGUCUCUGCGUGAGAUUAUCCGUGAGGACGAGCCCUACUCUCGUGUCACUCUCCUCGAGUACCUCAAGCAACUGCACCCUCACGAGUGGGACUGCUUCGUCAAGGACACCAAGAUUCUGGCUGACGAGACUUCGCAAUUCAGCGGCGAGGACGAGAAGAACGAAAAGGACACCGCUAAGAGCAAGAUUGACGAUCUUCCCUUCUACUGCAUUGGUUUCAAGUCGGCGGCUCCCGAGUACACACUCCGAACUCGUAUUUGGGCUUCUCUUCGCUCCCAGACUCUGUACCGUACCAUCUCUGGUUUCAUGAACUACAGCCGUGCCAUCAAGCUCCUGUACCGUGUCGAGAACCCCGAAGUCGUCCAGAUGUUCGGUGGCAACUCGGACAAGCUUGAGCGUGAAUUGGAGCGCAUGGCUAGGCGCAAGUACAAGAUCUGCGUGUCUAUGCAGCGUUACGCCAAAUUCAGCAAGGAGGAGCGCGAGAACACCGAGUUCCUUCUCCGUGCCUACCCUGAUCUCCAGAUUGCCUACCUUGACGAAGAGCCUCCGGUCAACGAGGGUGACGAGCCCCGCAUCUACUCUGCCCUGAUUGACGGUCACUCUGAGAUCAUGGACAAUGGCAUGCGUCGUCCCAAGUUCCGCAUUCAACUCUCUGGCAACCCCAUUCUCGGUGACGGAAAGUCUGACAACCAGAACCACUCAAUCAUCUUCUACCGUGGAGAGUACAUCCAGCUUAUCGACGCCAACCAGGACAACUAUCUCGAGGAGUGUCUCAAGAUUCGCAGCGUUUUGGCCGAGUUUGAGGAGAUGACCACUGACAACGUCUCGCCCUACACACCUGGUCUCCCCAACACCAACUUCAACCCGGUCGCCAUUCUCGGAGCUCGUGAAUACAUUUUCUCGGAGAACAUUGGUAUUCUUGGUGACAUUGCUGCCGGAAAGGAACAGACGUUCGGUACUAUGUUUGCCCGUACUUUGGCUCAAAUCGGUGGCAAGCUCCACUACGGACAUCCUGAUUUCCUCAACGGUAUCUUCAUGACGACUCGUGGCGGUGUCUCCAAGGCGCAAAAGGGUCUGCAUCUCAACGAGGAUAUUUACGCUGGUAUGGCCGCUCUCCUCCGUGGUGGACGCAUCAAGCACUGCGAGUACUACCAGUGUGGUAAGGGUCGUGAUCUUGGUUUUGGUUCCGUGCUCAACUUCACCACCAAGAUUGGUACUGGUAUGGGUGAGCAGAUGUUGUCCCGCGAGUACUACUACCUGGGUACGCAACUGCCUCUUGACCGCUUCCUGUCCUUCUACUACGCCCAUCCUGGUUUCCACAUCAACAACAUGUUCAUUAUCCUAUCGGUCCAGUGCUUCAUGUUCGUCCUCAUCAACCUCGGCGCUCUCAACCACGAGAUCAUCCUCUGCUCGUUCAACAAGGACAUUCCCAUCACCGACCCGCAGUGGCCCAAUGGUUGUGCCAACUUGGUUCCCGUCUUCGACUGGGUCUCGCGUUGUAUCGUCUCCAUUUUCAUUGUGUUCUUCAUCUCUUUCGUUCCCCUCGUGGUUCAAGAGUUGACUGAGCGUGGAUUCUGGCGUGCCGCGACCCGUCUUGCCAAGCAUUUCUCUUCUGGAUCGCCCUUCUUCGAGGUGUUCGUCACACAGAUCUAUGCCAAUGCUCUGCACACCAACUUGUCGUACGGUGGUGCCCGUUACAUUGGUACCGGUCGUGGUUUCGCCACUGCCCGUAUCCCCUUUGGCAUUCUGUUCUCUCGCUUUGCUGGUCCAUCCAUUUACCUGGGUGCCCGCUCCUUGAUGAUGCUUCUGUUUGCGACCAUCACUGUCUGGGGACCAUGGCUCAUCUACUUCUGGGCGUCCCUGUUGUCGCUGUGCCUUGCGCCAUUCCUCUUCAACCCUCACCAGUUCUCUUGGGACGACUUCUUCAUUGACUACAGGGAGUACCUGCGCUGGCUGUCUCGAGGCAACACGCGAUCGCAUAGCGCCUCGUGGAUCGGAUACUGCCGUCUCUCGCGUACCCGUAUCACUGGUUUCAAGCGCAAGGCGCUGGGUGAUCCUUCGGCCAAGCUCUCUGGCGAUGUUCCUCGUGCUCGCUUCACCAACAUCUUCAUGAGCGAGAUUCUUGGUCCUCUUGUCCUUGUCGCCAUCACGCUGAUUCCCUUCUUGUUCAUCAACGCCCAGACUGGUGUCACUGACGCCCGCGACAAGUCCAAGGAAGACGCCAACCUUCCCGCCCCCAAAGCCACUGGUGCCUUGGUCCGCAUUCUCGUCAUCGCCCUCGGACCUGUGGGUGUCAACGCCGGUGUCUUGGCUGGCAUGUUCGCUCUUGCUUGCUGUGCCGGUCCCCUUCUGAGCAUGUGCUGCAAGAAGUUUGGUGCUAUCCUCGCCGCCAUUGCCCACGCCAUUGCCGUCAUUGUCCUCCUCGUCUUCUUCGUCGUCCUCAUGUUCCUCGAGGGUUUCAGCUUCCCCAGAGCCCUUUCUGGUAUGAUCGCCGUCGUCGCCAUCCAGCGAUUCUUCUUCAAGCUCAUCAUCACGUUGGCGUUGACGCGUGAAUUCAAGGCCGACACUGCCAACAUUGCCUGGUGGACUGGAAAGUGGUACACGAUGGGAUGGCACACAAUCUCGCAGCCUGGUCGUGAAUUCCUCUGCAAGAUCACGGAGCUUGGUUUCUUCGCUGCCGACUUCAUUCUUGGCCACGUCCUGCUCUUCUUCAUGCUGCCCAUUCUGCUGAUCCCCUACGCCGACAAGUUCCACUCGGUCAUGCUCUUCUGGCUCCGACCUAGUCGUCAAAUCCGCCCGCCCAUCUACUCGCUCAAGCAGACGAAGCUCCGCAAGCGCCGUGUCGUGCGCUACGCCAUUCUCUACUUUGUCAUUCUCGUUGUCUUCCUUGCCUUGAUCGUUGGCCCGAUUGUCGCCGCAAAGUUCAUCAAGCUGCCUGCCGACUUUGCCUCGAAGCUCCCCAUGGAGAUUCUGCAACCUACCGGCUACAACAACAACGACACGUCAACAAGUGUGACUGGCAAGUGUGUCGGUGGCCGCCCGUGCCCCGUCUUCGAGCCUGCUGUCGACGCGACAGGUGGAGGAGGCGGUGGUGGUGCCGCUGCCACGACCGACGCCGCUGCUCGCCGCUUCCGCCGCUACAUGGCGUACUAAAAGUGCAAUUUGUGGAUGCUUUUUUAACUACCUUCGCGCCUUGCAUUGUACAACUCGGGCGAAGCAUGAGCGUGGCGACUUGGUUUGGGUCCCGUAAUGAUUGUAAUAUUCGGCUCCAGCAUUUUAUUCGUUGAUUUGUUUGGGCGUUUGGCGGCAGGCAUGCAAGUUGCCAUGAACCUGCUUUCUCUCUUUUUCUGAACAAAUGUGUCUGCUUUCCAGGCUGACUUGUCUGCACAUACACUACUACAAUGGGGGUUGUUUUGGUUCAUCAUGGGCAGGCGAAUAUAUUAGAACGUG
Molecule: messenger RNA, 6305 nt
Organism: Exserohilum turcica Et28A
Lineage: Eukaryota; Fungi; Ascomycota; Dothideomycetes; Pleosporales; Pleosporaceae
Product: glycosyltransferase family 48 protein
Exons: 5
Coding region: 141-6008 (1955 amino acids)
Biological process (GO): (1->3)-beta-D-glucan biosynthetic process; fungal-type cell wall polysaccharide biosynthetic process
Cellular component (GO): plasma membrane; 1,3-beta-D-glucan synthase complex
Molecular function (GO): 1,3-beta-D-glucan synthase activity
Source: RefSeq, a predicted model, not a curated record